CUACGAUCUGCAGCUCCACCCGAUUGGCUGUGGGGCCUUCUCGGCGUAAUCCGAGGUGCAGGACCCUUACAUUGAUAUCCACGGAACUCCAGCUGCCUCAACGCCAUUUAGGUAAUAUGCGAGACAGGAUCAGGAAGGAGAGAGCAAUGUCUCGUAUCCGUUGUGCUCCCUUAAGUCUGACUGGACCCACGCGAUGUAACUCUGGCCAGGGAUAAAUCAAUGAUCCCCCUAUAGCACUCUUGUAUUAAGGCUUGAUUCCUGGGGGCUCCCAAUUAACCUUAACUCCGACUGGCUGGCUCGUGCGGUAGGGGACGCCAUGAAGGGAAGAAAUCAAGGAAGAAAAAUUUUUACGCCCUUGCUUCCGCACACGAGGCUCACAUACCGUUCAGCCGCAGUGGUGAAAACGUGUGACUACAUACAGAAACUCAAAGGUCGAAAUCCGUUUCUUUUCUGCUGGCGUGUUCUUCAAAUCGCAGGACAACUGCUCGAAGACCAAUCAAGUGUCCACCAUGGCGACCAAUCCGACUGCGGAGCUGAAAGGCACGGUGGCUGCCACUGAAACUUCGGAGGAUGCAGCGAGGCAUGUGGAUCACGGCCUCCGCGCCUGGACAGUCGUGGCCGGGGCAUGGUGCUGUCUGUUUUGUGGAUUUGGCUGGGUGAACGCCAUUGGAAUCUUCCAAGACUAUUAUCAAGCCCAUCAAUUGCGGACGUACUCGGCGUCCAGCAUCUCGUGGAUCUUGUCUCUGGAACCGUUUAUUCUCUUUGCAGCGGGACUGGUGAUUGGAAGAGUUUUCGAUAAUUACGGCCCCAAAUGGCUCCUUCUCAUUGGGACGUUUCUGCACGUCUUCGGUCUCAUGAUGACCUCCAUCUCGCACGAGUAUUACCAGUUCAUUCUCGCCCAGGGCAUCUGCAGCCCGCUGGGCGCCAGCUUCGUCUUCUACCCGGCGCUCUCCUGCACCGCGACCUGGUUCGAUAAGCGGCGCGCCCUGGCCUUUGGCAUUGUGUCCAGCGGCUCCUCCCUCGGCGGGGUCGUGUUCCCCACGAUGCUGUCGCGACUGCUGCCACGCAUCGGAUUCGGCUGGUCGCUGCGUAUCUCGGGCUUCAUGGUCCUGGCCAUGCUGAUCAUUGCCAACCUGACCGUUCGGUCGCGAAUCGCGCCCGUCCCACGGCCGGUCAAGCUGACGGACUAUGUCGGCCCUUUUUCAGAGAUACCGUUUAUUCUCCUCAUGCUGGCUUCCUGCUGUGGGUUUUUCGCUAUGUUCGUACCGAUCAACUACGUGAUCGUGGAGGCGCAGGAGGAUGGGGUCAAUCGUGACUUGGCUGGGUACUUGCUGACCAUCCUCAACGCAGCAAGCCUUCCUGGCCGGAUCCUACCCGGCUACCUCGGGGACAAACUGGGCCGAUUCAACGUCAUGAUCGCCAUGUGCACUCUAUCCGCCGUAGUCCUGCUAGUCCUCUGGCUCCCCGGCACGCUUCUCUCCCCCGGCAGCGCGGCCAUCUACAUCGUCUUCAGCCUGCUGUAUGGAUUCGCCUCGGGCGCGUUCGUCGGCAUGGUCCCUGCCCUCCUGAGCCAGAUCUCGCCCGACGUGACCAAGACCGGGGUGCGCCAGGGCGUGUUAUUCACCUGUAUCAGCAUCGCUUCGCUCACGGGGAGCCCGAUCGCAGGGGCGAUCCUGAGUCGCCAGCACGGACCUACUGGGGGCUACAGGUGUUCGCGGGCGCCAUGAUGGUGGGCAGUGUGUUCUUCUUUGUGGCGGCGAGAGUCGUCCUGGCUGGG
Molecule: messenger RNA, 1777 nt
Organism: Aspergillus pseudonomiae
Lineage: Eukaryota; Fungi; Ascomycota; Eurotiomycetes; Eurotiales; Aspergillaceae
Product: putative MFS monocarboxylate transporter (Mct)
Exons: 5
Coding region: 510-1727 (405 amino acids)
Biological process (GO): transmembrane transport
Cellular component (GO): fungal-type vacuole membrane
Molecular function (GO): transmembrane transporter activity
Source: RefSeq, a predicted model, not a curated record